AUGGCUGCCAACAACCCCAUUAGGACUCAUUUCUACUGCCGUGGCGUCAACCUAAUUGGCUGCAAGCAAGAGAGCGGCACCAGCAGGAGGAGCAGAAAUAGUAACACCAGCAGCAGCAGCAGCAGCAGUAGUAGUAGUAGUAGUAGUCGUCGUCGUAAUAGUCCUCCAACCAAAGCCUCUCCUCGUCUUUCACUUCGUCGGACAUUUAUCAUUACUUCUAGCCUGCAGCAUUUUGUCCUCCAUUGCGAGGACGCUAGUGAGAAGAGGGUCCAGAGCAGCAGCGCUCGCAUUGUUUCACCUGACGGAAAGAAGAGAAAUGAAGCCGCUGGUUGCUUGGAUAUCGACUGGUACUACAGCAGUAUCCUCACCCCGCCAGCCAGCGCAUAUGGCAGUUCACACCAGUCACUGUGGGAGUCACCAUGUGGCUCGGGUUUUUAUGUCCGGCACCUCGUAAUAAGACACGCAGUUUUUUCUUCUUCUUAUGAGAGGCAUUCUCCUUCCUACCAACUUUCUUAUUCGUCCUUUUGCCCUUUCAUUCCAACGCCUAUUGCCUCCUCCUCCUCCUCCUCCUCCUCCUCCUCCUCCUCCUCCUCCUCCUCCUCCAAAAUAAAGUAG
Molecule: messenger RNA, 615 nt
Organism: Macrobrachium nipponense
Lineage: Eukaryota; Metazoa; Arthropoda; Malacostraca; Decapoda; Palaemonidae
Exons: 4
Coding region: 1-615 (204 amino acids)
Source: RefSeq, a predicted model, not a curated record